This is a messenger RNA of Musca vetustissima, 1584 nucleotides long. It is a transcript of the gene Gk1, whose product is annotated as glycerol kinase. Gene Ontology annotation, cellular component: mitochondrion. The record is from RefSeq and is a predicted model, not a curated record. Lineage: Eukaryota; Metazoa; Arthropoda; Insecta; Diptera; Muscidae. The transcript has 4 exons. Gene Ontology annotation, biological process: glycerol-3-phosphate biosynthetic process; glycerol metabolic process; triglyceride metabolic process. Bases 1 to 1575 code for a protein of 524 amino acids. Gene Ontology annotation, molecular function: glycerol kinase activity.
AUGACUGAUAAAGUGAAAUAUGUCGGAGCCAUCGAUGAGGGCACGUCAUCAGCCCGUUUUAUCAUCUUCAAGGCGGGUACAGAUGAAGUUGUGUGUUAUCAUCAGGUAGAAGUUCCCUCCAUUUAUCCCCAAGAAGGCUGGGUGGAACAGGAUCCGGUGUUGAUCUAUGAUAUUGUCAAGACCUGUAUUGAUGAGGCCUGCACGAAGUUGGAAAAGUUGGGAGGUAGUGUUAAGGAUAUUGUUGCCGUAGGUGUGACCAAUCAAAGAGAAUCGGUUAUUGUAUGGAAUCGUCACACAGGCGAGCCUCUACACAACGCCAUUAUAUGGUUGGAUAAUCGUACUACCACCACAGUAGAUGACCUGAUCGAGUCGAUACCGAAUAAUUCCAAAAAUAUUAACUACCUCAAACCGCUGUGUGGUCUGCCGUUGUCACCAUAUUUUUCGGCACUAAAAUUACGCUGGUUGCGUGACAAUGUACCGGCUGUUAAAAAGGCCAUGGAUCAUGGCGAUGUUAUGUUCGGAACCAUUGAUUCCUGGUUAAUUUACAAUUUAUCUGGUGGCCCCAAUGGUGGCCUGCACAUAACCGAUGUUACAAAUGCCUCGCGUACCAUGUUAAUGAACAUUGAAACUCUGCAAUGGGAUCCACAUCUAUUGAAAUUUUUCGGUUUGCCAAAUACGAUUUUACCGAAAAUUGUAUCCAGCUCUGAAGUUUAUGGUCAGAUAAAAGAUACCGAUCUUAAGGGUAUACCGAUAACGGCGUGUUUGGGUGAUCAACAGGCUGCCUUGGUGGGUCAACAGUGUUUGCAUAGAGGACAGGCGAAGGCUACAUAUGGUACGGGCUGUUUUCUGCUUUAUAAUACCGGUACUGCUAUUGUAACCUCAUCGCAUGGUUUGCUCACCACGGUCGGUUAUCAAUUUGGUAAAGAUUCAAAUCCCACCUACGCUCUGGAGGGUAGUGUUGCCAUUGCUGGUGUGGCUUUGACAUGGUUACGUGAUAAUUUGGGAUUAUUUGAAUCGCUAGGACAGGUGGAGGCUAUGGCUCGAUUGGUAGACAAUUCAUUGGAUGUGUAUUUUGUACCGGCUUUCAGUGGUCUCUAUGCACCCUAUUGGAAUCAAGAGGCUAGGGGGGUCAUCUGCGGUCUAAGCGAAGAAACAACCAGCGAACAUAUUGUUCGUGCCACCUUGGAAUCUAUUUGCUUCCAAGUUCGUGAUAUUUUAGAUUCCAUGAAAAAGGAUUGCGGCAUUCCUUUGGCCAAAUUAAUGGUUGAUGGUGGUAUGACUGUUAAUUCUCUGUUCCUACAACUGCAAUCCGAUUUGGUUGGCAUUAAUGUAAUACGUUCAAAAAUUGCCGAAACCACAGCCUUGGGUGUGGCAUUGGCAGCCUAUCGUGCCAUCGAACCCUCCUUUAACAUCGAAGAAGGUCUAUCGGCUGGCGAAGAACGUAUCCAACAUAAACCAAAAAUAUCGGAAAACGAACGGGAUAUGCGUUAUCAUAAAUGGAAAAUGGCCGUUGAACGUUCAAUUGGUUGGGAUACAUCGGCUGCUGCAACGGGUAAUCGGGAUUUGUUUGAUUAGUGUUUUGAG